Molecule: messenger RNA, 2601 nt
Organism: Engraulis encrasicolus (European anchovy)
Lineage: Eukaryota; Metazoa; Chordata; Actinopteri; Clupeiformes; Engraulidae
Product: C-C chemokine receptor type 1-like
Exons: 3
Coding region: 203-1270 (355 amino acids)
Biological process (GO): positive regulation of cytosolic calcium ion concentration; immune response; cell chemotaxis
Cellular component (GO): membrane; external side of plasma membrane
Molecular function (GO): C-C chemokine binding; C-C chemokine receptor activity
Source: RefSeq, a predicted model, not a curated record
GGUUUCUCAACAAUUCAACACACUUGCUGAUCCGUCCCUUGAAUGACUGGCUAACAGCUAUUAACCCGAUUUUACUCAUCGUGCUGCGUUCAGCAGCUACACGUGAGGGCGUUCCAUUCCCUGCCGCAACGUAAACGGAACGGCAUACCAGAGGGCAAGAGUCAGGUUAUCCACAAAUAGGACUCCACAUGAAAAUAUCAAGAUGAACGACACUGAAGGGUUUAUCUCUACCACACCGUUUGACUACAGCGACUACGACACCGGACCACCAGUGACGGCCUGUGUAAAAACAAAUGUCCUUGAUUUCUCAAGAGAGUUCCUGCCGCCGUUCUACUACAUCAUCUUCACCCUGAGCCUUCUGGGUAAUGGCCUGGUGCUGUUUGUGGUCGUCAAGUUUGAGCGGGUCCGCACUGUCACCAACAUCUUCCUGGUAAACCUGGUGGGUUCCAACCUUGUAUUCACCUGCGUGCUUCCCUUCUGGGCUGCCUACCACAGCGACGAGUGGACUUUUGGUACCCCCCUCUGCAAGCUGGUGGGCACGGCAACCUACGUGGGCUUCCACAGCUCUGUUCUCUUCUUGACUCUGGUGACCAUCGACCGUUAUCUGGCUGUGGUCCACGCCGUGGCCGUCAGUCAACACCGCAAGAGCUGCUACGCUGUGGUGGCUUCAGGUGUGGUGUGGCUCACCUGUGGACUUGCAGGCGUGCGCCCACUGCUUCAUUACAAGGUGAGCAAACACUGGGAGAAUAACUUGCAGUGCAAGGAUGAACUGCAUUUCUCCUGGAAGCCAUUUGACAUAUACGUGCACUUUGUGGCCUUCUUCUUGAUCCCUUUACUGAUAGUGGGAUACUGCUACGUGCGGAUCAUCAUAACGGUGGCCUCCACAAAGAUCAGUGGCAAACAUCGCACCCUGCGCAUCGUUUUUGUCAUACUUCUCCUCUUCUUCGCGUGCUGGACGCCACGUAGCAUCAUGCAGUUGGUGGCGCAACAUACACGAUAUGACUGUAAUGAUGCCGUGGACUAUGCUAACUACAUCACCAACAACAUCGCCUGCCUCUACUUCAGCAUCAACCCCGUCUUGUACACUUUCCUCGGACGCAAGUUCCAGAACUAUGUCCGCGAGCUCAUAGGCGCCUAUGUUCCGUGCUUGAAGAGCCACCUGUCUGUGGCGGUCACGAGUAAGUCACAGUCUCAUCGCAGUCAUCACAGCUCAGAUAAUCAAGGAGACACUGCUGCAACAGCUUUGACCACUACCUCUGUAAAUGUGUAAACAUGGAGGUCCUGCACUUAGUUACUGCGUGGAAAUUAGUGGUGUGCAUUGGCACUGCCCUCACGAUUCGAUUCGAUUCCGAUUCGAUCCGAUUCAAUUCUACAAUGCAUUGCAAUGCAUUACAUUUCUACUGAAAGUAAAGCAAAUGUUUCAUCAGUCAUGAUGAGGCAAUACAAGUAGUCAGAUACUGAGCUCCCGAAAUAUCAACGGAAGUAAUUGAAACUUAAAAAAAAUGCUGCAUCAAUUCUGGAACUUGCUGCAUUGAAUUGGAUCGCCCAUGCCCCGCAUUGCAUUGCAUCGCCGAAUCGAUUAUUGUUGACACCACUAGUGGGAACCUCUAAAAUUCCUCUGAGGAAUCUUAAGCAACAAAACCUGUGCCUUCUCCAAAAACAAAUGUUCCUGUGAGAACUAGAGGCUCUCCUCUGCCAAUGUCUAGGGAAUUUGGGAGUCUGAGGAUCGGAAGGGUCAUAGCCCAGAAUCUGUCCAAGCAAUGUGAACCUAAGUGUUCAAUUACCUAUUUUUGUGAUAACAAAAAAGACAGACAAGUUAUACAAGUUUUAGAAGCAAAGCAGGAAAAACGAAUGCUGGCUUCUACGGAAAACAGUCGGGUGUAUAUAAGUUACUGUAUGUCUGUGGUACAGGAUGCUAUAGCCUACUUCUGCUUCAAAUUCGUUGAAUCGAAGGUUUCUGACACCAUGUGAAAAUGGCUAAAUUGUAAGCAACUGGACAGCUCCGUGAGAAUACGAAUAUUUUGAAAAAGUCAAAGUCCUUAUGACUAAACUCUUUCGAUAGGUUUGAACUGAAAAGAAGGAAGUUGAUGGGUUGGGUAGUACAUGCUUCACUGCAUGUUCAUCUACAGUGUGUAUGUAAAGUGUACAUAAGCAAGGCAUCCUACUCAACAUUACUCCAGAGAUUGUAUUGUGUUUCUAAAUUACUGUAAAUUGCUGUGAUCAACCGUCGCUUAAAGGAUUAUUCCAGUAUUUAGUACUUUUAGCCUGCUCCUGAGUUGCCAGCAAUACAAUAGAUUAGAAUGAUUCUUACUGAAAUGUUGACGUUUGCUGCUGUCUGUAUUUUUGGUAAGAAAUUUUUUUUUGCAUUUAAAUUUGCAACACUCUUGCAUUUAAAACUAAUUUGUUGAAAUCGAUGUAAAUGUAAAUGUACUGUGUAUGUUGGUAAAUGAUGUGUACAUGCUGUCUCUGUCCUCACAAUGGUGAAGUUGGUUAAAGGUUGUGUGUUGUACAGGUCUGAUUUGGUCGGCCAGUCUGAUCAGUGGUUCACUCUGUACUGCCAGAGCAAAGAUGAAUGUGGUAAGGAAGAACUCAAUCCUAUAC